This is a messenger RNA of Cladophialophora carrionii CBS 160.54, 1017 nucleotides long. RefSeq lists its product as uncharacterized. The record is from RefSeq and is a predicted model, not a curated record. Gene Ontology annotation, molecular function: metal ion binding. Gene Ontology annotation, biological process: snoRNA splicing. The coding region runs from base 1 to 1017 and encodes 338 amino acids. Gene Ontology annotation, cellular component: U2-type spliceosomal complex. The transcript has a single exon. NCBI's taxonomy places the organism in Eukaryota, Fungi, Ascomycota, Eurotiomycetes, Chaetothyriales, Herpotrichiellaceae.
AUGGAAGAUCCGCAAGCGGCCUCCGCGCCAGCAUUCUCGUUCAAAAAGCGCAACCCAAAGUCCAAAUCGACGAUCCGCAAACGACCAGCCACACCACCCCCAGAUGCCUCCUCCCAUGUGGACUCCGACUCGGACUCGGGCUUUUCAUCCUUUGAAGACUCAGAUGGCCAGAGACAAGUAAAGCGACGGCGCAAGAACGCAGGUACUGUCGCCGCAUCGUCGGCUGAAAAUGUCAAACCCCGUCACCCAUCAACGGCCGAGCCAGCUCCAGCCGCCUCGGCAGCGGUAGUGGCGCGCACCAAUAAAGACGACGCAACAAAGACAUCGAACUGGUACGACGAGGAGGAUCAGGGGAUGACGGAGACCAAAGCGUCAGAAAAGGCCAAUGCCGCAAGCACAACGGAUGGAACGUACAAAGGCGUGGCGAACUACCAAUCGUUCAUCCAGAAAAGUUCCGACCGCGCACCCGCACCCGCAUCCAAACAGGUCGGGCCGGUCAAGUCGUCGACGAACGUGCGCACCAUCACCGUGACCGACUUCGCGCCCGAUGUGUGCAAGGAUUACAAGCAGACCGGGUUCUGCGGCUUCGGCGAUAAUUGCAAGUACCUGCACGCGCGGGAAGAUUACAAGCAAGGCUGGCAGCUCGAUCGGGACUGGGAGAUCAACACCAAGGGAAAGACCCCUGGUGCGAAGACGGUCGCAUCUGCCAAUCGCAACGGCCCAGCGGCGGCUGUGGCGGAGGACGACGAGGACGAAAAACUGCUUGAAAGAAUACCGUUUGCGUGCAUCAUUUGCAAGGAUUCUUACAAGAACCCUAUCGUCACGAAAUGUGGACAUUACUUCUGUGAGGCGUGCGCAUUGAAGCGGUAUCGGAAGGAUCCUUCAUGUGCGGCGUGCGGGGCCGGCACGGGGGGUGUGUUCAACGUGGCGAAGAAGUUGAAUCGGCUGUUGGACAAGAAGCGAGAGAGAGAAAGAUUGAAGAAAGAAAAGGCCAGUGAGGCAGGCGAGCACUCAUAG